Messenger RNA from Aspergillus pseudonomiae, 707 nucleotides. RefSeq lists its product as uncharacterized. NCBI's taxonomy places the organism in Eukaryota, Fungi, Ascomycota, Eurotiomycetes, Eurotiales, Aspergillaceae. Bases 17 to 466 code for a protein of 149 amino acids. The record is from RefSeq and is a predicted model, not a curated record. The transcript is spliced from 2 exons.
CCAAUCUCCCAUAGCAAUGGCUCCCUCAGAGUACUUUAUCAGACUGCAAAAGGGUAUCAUAGGCGGCUUCGCUCCCCCUACCCCAUCUGCGAUCCUGAAACUGGUCAAGAGCGCAGGGGAUUCGAACAUCAUCGUGAGCGAAUCUACCCGCCCAGAUGGCCAGCCGGAAUUGCAACAGCAACCCGAGAAAACCCUCGACGCGUCAGAUGGAAAGGUAGAGAGUCUUAUAACGGAGCUUUAUGAGAUCCUGAAAAACCUACCAAUGGAGAGUCCGCCGGGGUCGGAGGAUAUCUAUCGAAUGGAUACUUCUAUUGCAUUGGGCAGUGAAGAUUUGGAAUGGCAUAAUGGUGGGCCGCAGGGGUGUGUGGGAGACACGAGCUAUGUACAGCCUUCUGAGGAGCAGCGUGCCGGGUUCAGGAGGGCGGUUGAUGUUGUGUGGGAGUUGGUGGGGAUGGCGAACCCCUAAGUGAGUGUUAAGGGAUGUUGUCCUUUGUCGACUUUGUGGUUAUCGCUGUUCCUUUUCUGGGGGUACUGUGUGGUUGCUUGGUGGUCGAUAUUUCCCUUGGGCUGCUGGCAGCAUAGGUCCCCGGCUUGAAAUGAUUCUUGGAUAUUCUUUCAUGCUCAUGAAUCUUACUUGAAAUUUGAAGAAUGUCCUAUCUCCGAAACUCUCAUAGCAUGGGUUUCUGAAUAAACUUGAGGACUGUCAC